ACUACUGUACUCUGUAUAUAAUAAAAAACUUAGGAAUUUACAAAAACAGUCUUUUGGUAUACAUUACUGAAACAAUUAUGAAAUGGUUAGCUUGGUUUUCUAAGCUUGAACCCCGUGGGGAUAAUAUCUCAAAUAAAGUCGAAUUGGAAAUCACGGAUCUAAAAGAAUUUCGUCGUUUGUUCUGUAUCGAACUAUGUUUACUCACCGUGGGUGGCUCGACAUUGGUAAUGAUGGUAGUGCAUAUUUUACUCGGUAUAUUUCACCCUGAAGCUUUUUCCAAUUAUGGGAUGACGAUAGGUAUUUUCACAAUCGUAUUAGCAAAGAUUGUACCGCAUGCUUUAUUUCCAUAUAAUAAGGACUCAAAAUAUCCAUGUACAAUUUUCUAUGCAUUUGGUGUUGCUCAACUGAUAAUGGUCGGUAUGGUGUUUCUAUUAGUGAACAGACUGGACUCAUUGUGGAGAGUAGCUCACUUCAUGGGUGAUGAUAAAAAUCAAGUUUUCACGUCAUUACUUUUCCAGAUUAAUUUUGUCUUACAAUCCACGUUGGUAAUGUUGUUGUUCGAAAGAAUCAAUAUUCCUACUAGGAAUGAUUACAUAUUAAAAACAAAAAGUUGGGAAAUCCAAAAGUGUAAACCUUCAUUGCUCAUUUUAUUUUUAAUUUACACUCUUCUGUUAUUGUUUUAUAUCAUAAAUUUAGUUAUUCUUCUCAAUAAAAAACUAUAAUUCAACUUUUAAAUUAUUUAUAUUAUUUUUUGUUUACUUCUUAUUUUCAGUUUUACUUCUUUUCAAUUACCAAAUAUCUCCGAAAAAAAGCUUAACAUAUAAAAACAUAUGAUUCUGUUCAAUAUAAUGUAUUAUA
Microplitis mediator is the source of this 858-nucleotide messenger RNA. RefSeq lists its product as uncharacterized. The record is from RefSeq and is a predicted model, not a curated record. The transcript has 3 exons. NCBI's taxonomy places the organism in Eukaryota, Metazoa, Arthropoda, Insecta, Hymenoptera, Braconidae. Bases 78 to 722 code for a protein of 214 amino acids.